Punica granatum (pomegranate) is the source of this 1504-nucleotide messenger RNA. Lineage: Eukaryota; Viridiplantae; Streptophyta; Magnoliopsida; Myrtales; Lythraceae. The record is from RefSeq and is a predicted model, not a curated record.
UCCAUCUCCAUCUUCUUUCUCUUUAUCCCCCUCUCUCUGCAACUCUCUCUUCCUUUGAUGUGAUUCUCCAACCAAAAGAAAAUCCAUUAAUUCCCACUUUUGCAAAAGAGAAAGAAAGAGAGAGAGAGAGAGAAGAGAGAGAGAUCAAACUUAAAGAGAGAGAUCAAGGAGAAUUUAAAUCCUAAUGGUUUUUUCAUCCAUUCCAGUAUACGUAGAUCCACCCAAUUGGCAACAACAGCCCAAUCAGCUUCUAGGAGGUGGUGGUGGAAAUGAGCAGCAAACCCUCCAGGUACCAACUCUGGUGCCGCCCCCGCCGCCUCCAGCGUCAGCCGGUGGCCAGUCUCGGGCUGGCUCGAUGUCCGAUCGGGCCCGGCUGGCCAAGCUUCCGCAGCCCGAAGCUGCCCUCAAGUGCCCCCGUUGCAAUUCUACCAACACCAAGUUUUGCUACUACAAUAACUACAGCCUCUUGCAGCCCCGACACUUCUGCAAGACGUGCCGCCGGUACUGGACCCGUGGCGGUGCCCUAAGGAACGUGCCUGUUGGUGGAGGGUGUCGGAGGAACAAAAAGAGCAAGGCGCGUGGAGGAUCAAAGUCUCAGGCGAUAGCGGUGACUGGUUCCGGCUCCAUGGCCGUCACCACUGGAGGAACCUUGCCACCUCCACUACCGCCAGGCAUCGGCACAGUUGCCUUUCUUGCCACCCUUACAAAGUUUAACUGAAUAUGGUGAUCUGGAGUUUCAAUUUGGGACUUCCAACGGCGGUGGUGGCGGUGGGCAAAUCAUGGUGCCUAAUGGUUUGUUAUUGGGAGAGCAAUGGAGGCUGCAACAAUUCCCUUUCUUGGCUAAUCUGGGAACAACACAAGCCGGUGGAUUGUUCCAAUUCGAUCAAGGUGGCGAAGGCACGAAUAGCACUCAAGGGCUGAAUCUCAUGUCAAGAAACUUGCUGGGUUUGACAGGAAGUUACGAUCAUCAACCUUCAUGGAAUGUAAAUAAUAAUGGCAGUAACGCAUGGACCGAUGCGUCGGGUUUGGGAUCAUCCUCAAUUACCUCUCAUCAUCAGUGAGCCAUGGGAUCUGCAUUAACCCGCCGAGAUCAUGCAUUCUGAACCUAUAAAUCAGGGUUAAUCAUGCAAGGGCUAAUAUGUUCUGAACUUUAGCAAAAUGAGGAGAUUCUGGAUGGGGGAGAUUGGAAAUAUAUGGAGCAAUGAGACACUAGCUAGCUCAAUUUAUUUCUUCAUGGUCUUAAGGUAAAGUACGUCAAAUGUGUGUGGUAGGCUUUCUGAUCUCAAUUUGGAGACUAUUUUAUUUAUCAAGUAUGUGUGCUUCCGCUUGUCUGUGGACGCUUUUGAGUUAUUGUUUGGUUCAAACUGGGUAUUAUAAUUUGCUUAAAUAUAAUAGAGACAUCGUGGCUAGGUCUAACGUGUGUUCAUGAGUAAUAUUAGUUUGUAUUUCUCAUGAAGAUCUAUAACUUAAUCAAAUGCCAAUGUUUCGUUUGUGAGUUUGGAUA